This is a messenger RNA of Scheffersomyces amazonensis, 2378 nucleotides long. RefSeq names its product Abp2p (gene ABP2). Bases 305 to 2215 code for a protein of 636 amino acids. Lineage: Eukaryota; Fungi; Ascomycota; Pichiomycetes; Serinales; Debaryomycetaceae. Gene Ontology annotation, cellular component: plasma membrane; cortical actin cytoskeleton; cell junction. The transcript has a single exon. Gene Ontology annotation, molecular function: actin filament binding. The record is from RefSeq and is a predicted model, not a curated record. Gene Ontology annotation, biological process: actin cytoskeleton organization.
ACCAUAUAUCGUUUAUAGAUGUUUCUUUUAUUAAAUAGACUUAACUUCCUUAUAAAAUAGCGUUUGUUUAAUCUUAUUGUUUUGCUUUAUGUGAAACAUCUAUUACGAAACGGUCUGAAUCUGAAACCAUUUCUGCGCAUAGUCUCCCAAACAUUCAUAUUACCGACUUAACCGAUACAUUCAUUUCUAACAGCUUGUCCCAUCCAUUCUAGUUCGUUUGUUCAUCUUCGACUCGAAUCAACUUCAAUCAAAUUUAAUUCUACCUACUUACAAUAAAUACAAUAAAUACUCAGAGAGGCUUUCCAUGAGUAUCAGAACUUUUAAAUCCAAAAAUGAUGACGAACCCUGGGUUCAGCUUCAACAUAAAACAAUGUUAAAAUGGUUGAAUAGUAAAAUAAAAGACUACGAUCAACUUGAAUUACCCGAUAUACCAUCAGCUCCUAAUUCAAUUGAAAAUUUACAGACAGAUUUACAGAAUGGUUUGGUAUUAAUCAAACUCAUUAAUAGACUAAUAUAUGACUAUCAUAAUGAACAGAAUCACAACUCAUAUUACUAUGAGAAACUUUAUUAUUUAACACCAAUUUACAAUAAUCCUAAAUUCAAACUACAAAUAAUUGAAAAUCUCGAUGAUAUCUUCAAAUUUCUACAAUUAAUACUUAAAUUGAAUAUCUGUAAUAUAUCUUCAGAUAAUCUAUAUGAUGGUAAUUUAAAAUUAAUUCUUGGUUUAACAUGGUCCUUAUAUUUAUUUAAUAUGACAAGUAAGUUCAAUCAAGUUUCUUCAUUCAUGGAAAUUAAACAAAUAUUGCUCGACUGGUUAUAUCCUAUACUGUCAAUAUCAAACUUUCACAAGGACUGGAUAGAUCUGGUACCGAUAUUAACUUCAAUAUUUAAUCAUUAUGGUAUAGAACUUCCUUCAACCAAUUUGACGGAAAUUCUCACAUUCAUCCACGAUGAUCUUAAUAUACCUAUACUUAUAGAUACAGAUGAUUUUACUGCUGAUAUAGCUCCCGACGAAAAAUGUAUAGUAACUUUUUGUGUGGAACUAUACAAAUACUUUGAAAUAGACGCUUCACAUCAAGACCAUAUACUACCACCAAGCAGUACUCCCAAUUAUGAUGAUUUGGGACAACUCAUUGUACAAUCCAAUAAAUUUAAAAAUAAGCUUGAAACAAAAUCAUUACGUUUUAUUAAUAGGGUAAACACCGUAUUGAAUCAAUUAUCCAAUGAUUAUGAUAUACUCCAGUUAACAAAGCUGUCAAUCAUUGAAAAAUUCAAGAUUUCAAUUGAAAAAUUGACCCAAGUAUGUCGUGAUCCUAAUGAUCAAGGCCAAAUAAAUGACUUUCUACAAACUUAUAAUGAACUAGAUAUUCAGUUAAUUGGAUUAAUUAAUAUUUAUCAAACAUUUCAUAACUUUAAGAAUCUGAUUAAAUCUCAAUUGCUUUAUACAGAUUAUCCUGAACUACACCAACUACAUAGCAGUCUUAUAUCACAUUUAAAUCUUAUUGGUUUAUCGUACUUUCCUAUCAUUAAAAAUCUCAGCAUCGAAGUGGUAGAAACCAAAGUAGAUAAGUUGUCUCAAUUAGAAGGCAAAUAUCUUAAUCUUGCAAAGGAAAUUAAUAAUCAAUUCGAGCCUAUGUCCCAAGUGUUAGAUAGUUUACUCGCCGAUAUUGAAGGUAAGAAAUUAAGACAAGCUUCAUCUAUCAAUAGGGAACUUUUAUUCAAAUGUCUAGAUAAUUUCGAUAUGCUAAUAUCAUUUUUCUAUAAAAUUGAUCACUUUAAUAGACUGUUCAGUCUUGUCAAAUCUACUAUGGAUCUUAAAAAGAUCUUGGAGACUGAGUCAAAGCCAUCAACUCCAUUAUUUUCAUCCAAUACAUCAUCCUAUGCUUCUUUCAAGUUACUGUUAAGUUUUGAAAAUAAUGAUAAUUUGACUCAUUUCCAAUUAUCAAAAGCAUUUAAAACACUUGAUCUCUCUAUAGAAACAGCAGGUAAGUUGAUGAAAUUAGUUCCUUUAAAGUCGGUUAUCACUAUAUCACCAUCAUUCUCAUCAUCUACAUCGAGCUUUGUUAGUACUGGGACUUCAACAGGUAGUGAAGAUGAAGAUUUUAUUUUUGAUGAUUUGCAACAAAAGUUAGAUACUGAAUUAUCUGGAACCAGAAACAAGGUUUAUGAUCUUAAUGAAUUUAUAAGUAAACUUGAAGGCGGAUUCAAGUUAUGAAUUAUGUAUAGUUGUAUAUAAAACAAACUAAACAAAAUAUAUGAUUUAAUGAUACAGAAUUGAAUAAAUCUCUUGUAUUGAUGAUUAAUGAACCAUGUAAAUUAAGAAAUAUAGAAUUAACAAAACGAAAAAUACAUAACAAAAAGAAUUAUUAAGAUUAUUA